This is a messenger RNA of Mirounga angustirostris (Northern elephant seal), 607 nucleotides long. Its product is annotated as rho GTPase-activating protein 20-like. The record is from RefSeq and is a predicted model, not a curated record. The coding region runs from base 78 to 488 and encodes 136 amino acids. Lineage: Eukaryota; Metazoa; Chordata; Mammalia; Carnivora; Phocidae. Gene Ontology annotation, molecular function: GTPase activator activity. Gene Ontology annotation, biological process: signal transduction. The transcript has 4 exons.
CUCUUGUACAAUUUCUCAUUGAAAAUUGCCUCAGGAUAUUUGGAGAAGACAUCACUUCCCUCUUGGGCGAGAACUCAAUGAGUCGUGGUAACAGCGAGAAGGCUGCAGACUCCGGCCCUAAGACUGUGACAAGCCGUUCUUUCAGAGCCAGGGCCUUUUGUCGGGGUUGCAGCACUUGCAGGCACACCCAGUGCACAGCCCCACCUUCCGCAAAGCCAGUACAGCUCUUUGGAGUUUCGCUCAUGGAUAUGUGUUAUAAAGACAACCUUCCCUUCCCAAUUCUGGAUAUGCUUUCCUUUAUUAAUCAAAAAGGGCCCCUAACAGAAGGCAUAUUCAGCAAAUCAGCCAAUAUAAAAUCCUGCAUGGUCCUAAAGGAGAAACUAAAUUCUGGGGUCAAAGUGAACCCGUACAGCGAAUCUGUUCAUGUGGUCCGCAUCCGUCUUAAAGGACUUUCUGAGAAAUAUCCAAGGAAGUAUAUUUUUAUCUGAUAUCUAUGACAAAUGGCUCAGUGUUAUUGAUCAAGGCAACAAAGAGGAGAUGAUAACGGCAGCCCGGAGGUAACGAUGCAUAAUUACUCUACUCUGGUCACAUCUCCAAAUAACACCCA